Molecule: messenger RNA, 4581 nt
Organism: Vanessa atalanta (red admiral)
Lineage: Eukaryota; Metazoa; Arthropoda; Insecta; Lepidoptera; Nymphalidae
Exons: 1
Coding region: 1-4581 (1526 amino acids)
Biological process (GO): DNA integration
Molecular function (GO): nucleic acid binding
Source: RefSeq, a predicted model, not a curated record
AUGAACCAUGAAUCGUCCAGUGGUUUAAAAGAUCUUCUCGAUACUACCUCAGAUUGUAUGCAUGAGUUGUCAAAUUUAGGUAUUAAUGUUGAUUCAUGGGACCCUAUUGUUAUAUAUGUUGUCAGCUUGAAGUUGGACGCUGAAACUCGCAAACAAUGGGAAUUACAUGCUAAUAGUUUAAACGAAGAUUUACCUACCUUAACCCAAUUUAAAGAUUUUUUAGAAAGUCGUUUCCGCGCCUUGGAAUUUAUGGAACCUUCAAAAAAUAAAGCUAAAUUAACACCAAACGCUUACCAAACUAAGUCCUUACAUGCCGCUUCAGAUGUUAGAUGUCCUCACUGCACCGAAAGUCACAAGUUAUGGUCCUGUGGUAAAUUCGCCAAGGAAGAUGUAAACGUACGUCAAGACAUUGUUAAGUCAUUAGGACUUUGCUAUAAUUGCCUUGGCAAUAAUCACACCGGAAAAAUAUGCCGUGUACCAACGACAUGCCGUAUUUGUAAGAGGAAGCAUCACACACUUCUUCAUGGCAAAGCCAGUUCGUAUACAGUGACAGUUGCAACAGAUAUAGAUGAAUCUGAUGCAACUGAAAAUGAACAAGAGGAAACUUACCCGGAAUCGUCAAACCUGACGAAUGAGGUCACUAAUAGUAUAAUUAGUAAUUUUGCGACGAAACAGACACGUACACAAACAUUAUUAGCUACAGCUCUGAUUAAGGCUGAAUCCAAAAACGGAAGCCCUCAGAUACUGAGAGCUUUGCUUGAUCAAGGAUCACAAGCGUCUUUCAUAUCUGAAGCAGCGGUGCAACUUUUAGGAGUAGACAAAAUUGAUGCAAGAAGUUGCAUCUCUGGGGUGGGGGGAGGUCAAGGUGGCUUAACUACAAAGUAUGCAGUUAAGGUUAAUAUACAGUCACUUCAUGACACUUCAUUCCAAUUGCAAGUACAAGCUCACGUUUUAAAAAGAGUUACUUCUGUUUUACCAGAAAGAAAAUUUGUUUUACCGUUUUGGGCAGAUCUAGGUCAAAUUGAUUUGGCAGAUCCGCAGUACAAUCUCCCAAAUAAGAUCGAUAUAUUAUUAGGAGCUGAAGUUUAUUGUAACAUUCUAAAACAAGGUUUAAAGAAGCACCCUACCAAUUGUAUGAUCGCACAAAAUACUUACCUUGGAUGGGUAUUGUCGGGUCAAGUAGACAAUAACGAAAAAUUAGGUAACUGUCUCAAUGUGGUAGCGAAUCAUGCCAAGCUAGAAGAAAACGAAUUACUGAAACAAUUUUGGGAAUUAGAAGCCGAGCCAAACAUGGUGCUCGAGAAAGUCUUCACUCCAGAAGAGGAAGAAUGUGAAAGGCAUUUUGCUACUACCACCUGUAGAGAUGAGACGGGUCGAUACGUGGUAGAAUUGCCUUUCCGUCGCACAAAAAUUUUUGGUCAAUAUGGAGAUACGAGAAAAAUAGCCGUAAACAGAUUAAUAGCAUUAGAAAAGAGAUUAUCGAAAAAUCUUGAUCAAAAAGAAAAUUAUCAAAAGGUUAUAAAAGAGUACAUGACCCUCGGUCACAUGGAACCAGUAAGACAUGAGUCAGCAGAAAGAGAAGGAAAUGAGAAAGUCUGGCUACCCCAUCACGCGGUUAUUAGACCAGACAAGAGCACGACGAAGACUCGUAUAGUAUUCAACGCUUCGGAUAGAAGUGCCAAUGGUAUAUCUCUCAAUGAUACAUUAAUGGUCGGGCCUACGUUACAAUUGGAACUACGUCAAGUUAUCAUGCGAUGGAGACUGCAUCCAAUUUGUCUUACGGCUGACAUUAUUAAAAUGUACCGUCAAGUUAAAGUAGCCAAAAGGCACGUAGAUUAUCAAAGAAUCGUAUGGCGUGAUGAUUCGCUAUCUGAAAUAAAAGACUUUCGACUAUUAAGAGUAACGUUUGGUACAUCCUGUGCGCCUUAUUUGGCGGUCAAAGUUUUACAGCAAAUCGCUAUAGAUGAAGGAGAAAAAUAUCCGUUAGCAGCAGGAAGAGUAAAAACCGAUUUCUAUAUCGAUGACCUCAUGACCGGAUGUCAAUCUGAAACAGAAGCAAAAGAAAUAUAUAAACAAAUGAAUGACUUAUUAGAAAAGGGUGGAUUUAAGCUACAAAAGUGGACUAGCAAUAGAGAAGAAUUGAUGAAGUGGUGGAAGGAAGAAAAUAUAGGAAUAAAGGAUAGAGAAAUAAAGGAAGACAGUGUAACUAAAAUUCUUGGUCUUACCUGGAAUCGAUGCUCGGAUACAUUUCAUUAUGUAGUAAAAAUGCCUACAGAGAUGCCUGAAACUAAAAGACAAAUUAUCGCUGAAAUAUGCCGUUUGUACGAUCCUCUUGGGUGGAUAGCUCCGUGUGUAGUCACAGCAAAGGUUUUUAUACAAAAAUUGUGGCUUGCAGGACUUGACUGGGACGUUAAAUUACCAUCUGAACUUUUGCUUGAAUGGAACACCUACCGGAAAGAAUUGUGCAAUUUGAGUCUCUUCCAAAUACCCCGCUGGGUUCAAAAGGCAGAUAGCGACAUACAGGUAGAGUUACAUGGUUUUAGUGAUGCAUCGACUGUAGCGUAUUCAGCCGUCGUAUAUCUAAGAUGUAUUACAGCUCUAGGUCAGGUUGAGUCUCAUUUAUUAAGCGCUAAAACUAAGGUAGCUCCAGUGAAACAAGUAUCUGUCCCUCGCCUCGAGUUGUGUGGAGCUGUUUUGCUUACCAAGUUGCUGGUUGAAGUGUCUAAUGUUCUCAAAAUAGAUAAAGCUAAUUUACAUGCUUGGACAGACUCUACGAUUGUUUUGGCAUGGUUAAGCGAUCAUCCAAGCCGAUGGAAAACCUUCGUGGCAAACCGGACAUCUGAAAUUCUUACGCGUUUAGAUGCAGCUCAGUGGUCUUAUGUCAAGACGAAAGAUAAUCCUGCUGACUGUGCGUCACGAGGUGUAAAACCAAGUGACUUGAUUUCUGACGAGUUGUGGAAGUGUGGGCCAGCUUGGCUACGCAACAACAAAAUAGAAUAUAUGAAACCAUUGUCUAUAUGUACCAAAACGGAUUUAGAAACGAGACUUGUAAAAGCACACAUGGAGGUCAUAAACCCUAACGACGACGCUGAAGAUUUAACCCUUAAAUUUUCAUCAUUGCGAAAAUUAAUAAGAACUCUAGCGUACUGCCGAAGAUUCCUAAGGUUGAAAAAUCCAAAUGUGUCUAAGGAUACACCUUUACCAUAUCUUACGGCCACAGAACUUCAAGACACACUGAUCAGCUGUGUUCGACAACAUCAAUUUCAUUUAUUCGCUGAUGAAAGACGAAAUCUUGUGAAGUCAAUGAAUGUCGGAACUAAGAGCAAGAUAAAAGCUCUAAACCCAUUCCUCGAUAAAUUUGGACUGUUACGAGUAGGAGGUCGAAUGGAGAAUUCCGAGUUACCAGACAACAGCAAACAUCCUAUUAUUAUUAACGGAGACUCUCAUAUAGCCAAACUUAUUGUCACUGAUGCUCACGAGAAGACAUUACAUGGUGGUCAGCAGUUAAUGUGUAAUUUAGUUAGAACCAAAUAUUGGGUCACUAACUUAAAAAACUUAGCCAAAAGAGUAAUUCAUACUUGUAUUGCUUGUACAAGAAAUGCGGCCAAAUUUCGAACUCAGUUAAUGGGUCAGUUACCACCUUGUCGGGUAAUACCUGAUAAGCCGUUUGCAAACUCAGGCGUAGAUUACGCGGGACCCAUUGCCAUACGUACAUCAAAGGGAAGAGGCCAUAAAUCUCAUAAAGGGUAUAUUUGUCUAUUUGUUUGCAUGGCCACGCGAGCUGUCCACAUUGAAGCCGUUUCAGACCUCACGACAGAAGGAUUCUUAGCUGCUUUUAAGCGUUUCGUCGCCCGAAGAGGUCGCUGUAAUCAUUUGUGGAGCGAUAAUGGCACUAAUUUUGUCGGGGCCUCGCGCGAGCUUAAAAACUUAUUUUCACACGAAAAGUCGUCUAUUGGAACUGAAAUCGCAGCGUUACUGGCCAACAAUGGUACAGAAUGGCACUUCAUUCCUCCGUAUGCCCCAAAUUUCGGUGGACUAUGGGAGGCAGGAAUAAAAAGCACAAAGCACCAUCUGCGCAGAGUUAUAGGCGACUCUACCUUGACAUACGAAGAAUUGUCCACGGUUCUAGCUCAAAUCGAAGCGUGUCUCAAUUCGCGACCACUUUCAGUUACUGGAUCAGACCCAGACAAUGCAUUACCUUUGACACCUGGCCAUUUUUUGGUUGGCGAGCCAUUGUUAACAGCCCCUGACCACAGUUAUGCAAAUAAAUCAAUAAGCUCACUGCGUCGUUGGCAACUAACACAAAAAAUGUUGCAGUGUUUUUGGAAGAGAUGGUCUCAGGAAUACUUGACCCAUUUCUUUCAAAGAUAUAAAUGGAAUGUAAAAAUCCCAGAAUUGAAAAUAGGAGAUGUGGUUUUGGUGCGUGAGGACGGUUUACCUCCUGCUAAGUGGCUUUGUGGAAGAGUGGUAAAUCUUCAUCCAGGAAGAGAUAAACUCACUCGAGUAGUUUCUCUUAAAUAUAAAAACACAAUCGUUCAGCGUCCAGCUUCGAAGGUUUGUCCCUUACCACUUGCAACUUAA